AUAACAGAAGAGUAUCCACCCGUUAGAACGGGAGGUUCCUUGUUAUUAGCUUGGCGUACUAAUGCCAAAAAUAUUCUGAUAGUAGGAGGAGGAGAAGUAGCAUGUGGAAGGGUAUUAAAAUCGCUUGAGGCAGACGCAAAAGUAAUAUUAGUUUGUCCCGAACAAGGGUUACAUCCCGAGUUAAAAUAUCGUAUCCGAAAAAAUCAAAUUUACAAAUAUAUUAACAGAAAAUUUGAUCCAAUUGAUUUAGAAGAGGAUAUUGAUAUUGUGUUAACGGCCAUAGAUGAUCCAAUUGAAUCUAAAGAAAUUUAUCGAUUAAGUAAAGAAAAAAAACUCCCUAUUAACGUAGCUGAUGUACCACCUUCAUGUGAUUUUUAUUUUAUGUCAGAGUAUAGAGACGGUCCUUUGCAAAUUGCAGUUAGUACAAAUGGCCAAGGACCUAAGUUAGCCAACAUUGUUCGUGACCAUAUUUCUAAAAACCUUCCAGAUGGUAUUAGUGAAGCUAUUACUAAAGUAGGAAUUCUAAGACAAAAAGUUCGUAAAAUUGAUCCAGAUCAUAAAUCUUCGGGUAAUCGUAUGAGAUGGAUGUCAAAAUUUUGUGAAGAUUGGACAAUUGAAGAUUUACGAAAGUUGGACGAUAAUUUUAUUGAAAAUUUAUUACCUUAUUACGAGAAACAUAUAGUUCCAAGCUUUGAA
Molecule: messenger RNA, 696 nt
Organism: Rhizophagus irregularis DAOM 181602=DAOM 197198
Lineage: Eukaryota; Fungi; Glomeromycota; Glomeromycetes; Glomerales; Glomeraceae
Biological process (GO): cobalamin biosynthetic process; siroheme biosynthetic process
Molecular function (GO): precorrin-2 dehydrogenase activity; uroporphyrin-III C-methyltransferase activity; NAD binding
Source: RefSeq, a predicted model, not a curated record